AUGGGUAUAAAUCUCCAUCGUAUACAGCGACCUUCCCGUUCCCCUUCCACUUCUCAGUCACAUUCCAAUUCACCACCUCCAAACCCAUCAUCGAUAGCAAAUGGACGAUCAGGCUUAGAUACCUCCCGACCUAUCUCACCUUCUAUAGGUAAUCAACCGAGGGAUGGGUCGGUGGAUACUUCCAAUCAGAGUGUGCUUCAGUUGUUCAAAGAGGAUUAUGUAUCUUGUAGGAUAUAUAUGAAGGAGAUGGACUAUAGGGAGGCGUUGAGGAAGGCUUUGAGGAGACAUAUGUAUAAGUGGUACGCAAUCCUGGUCAUAGCAAUAGUCUUAACGGCUUUGAUCACCUCGAAACACGAGACGAUAGUUGAAUUCUGUGAACCCGUGACGAGAACGAUAAGGGAAUGGCCGGGAGGUUGGCUAAUACCGAUAGCUAUAUUGAUUGUGGUUUCGUUUCCUCCCUUGGUGGGACAUGAGAUCAUCGGAAUACUAUGCGGUCUAGUCUAUGGACUAUGGGUUGGCUUUGCUAUUUUAGCUGCAGGAACUUUCCUGGGUGAAAUAGCAACUUGGAUAGCGUUCAAAUGGUGUUGUCAGGGUAGAGCAGCCAAGUUCGAGAAGAAAAACAAGUUAUAUGCUUCCUUGACACAGUCGAUACGAGAGAAGAGCUUCAUGUUCACUCUGGUCCUUCGAUUCAGUGCCGUACCCGGCCAUAUAGUCACCGCUGUUAGUGCUUCGGCAGGUGCCAAUUUCUGGAUGUACCUGGCUGCUGCUUUCUUGACACUACCCAAACAAUUCACCAUCGUCUACCUUGGUAAAGCCUUCGGGACUCAAUCCCGCAAAAACACCAUCAUCUCCAUCAUCACCACUGUCCUAACGCUUAUCGGUACAGUGGUCGCCGCAGUGUACAUCUAUUACCAGAUGCGAAUUGUCAUGCGACGGAACGCAGCUAUGACUUUACCUACAACCAUCGUAGAAUCGGAAACAUCCAUGACAAUGUCCGAGUUCCACGAUGAGAAACGAGGAUCUACCGCCUUGGAUACUUCAAACAACCUACAUGCUAGGAGACCGUGGUUGUAUACCAAUCAUAGUACGGUAAGCAGUGUGAAUGGAAGUGGAUUUAGGACACCGACAAGGAGCUGGUCAAUGCCUGGACACAUGAACGAAGAGGAAUUGAGAGAAUGGGUUAAAGAAAUGGAAUAUGAACAGUCUGCCAACUCCCAGCUGAAUGACCUCUCAACACCAGCUAUCAAGAUAGAUGAUGACCGUGGUUCAAACAAUGCUGCAGCGGUAUUCGAUAACCUACCUUCAGUAUUUACGCCUAGUCUCGAACCUCCCCAAUUCAACUUUUCAACUAGGUCUCUAUCACCUAGUGGGACAAGCACACCGGCGUAUACGGAGACUGAUAAUCUUGUUUCUACUUCGGUCGAAGAUCUCAAUACGAAUACUACCACUUAUCCACCACAGAAAAGAGGAGAAUCAUCGACACCUAAACCUACUUUUGACAUAUCAGUUACACCGCCCAGAAAGGUUCUGGGAGGCAGGGAGAUAGCAGACGAAUCUGAUUUAUAUGCAAUUUCAAAGGGAGGUAAAAGACCAGAGUAUGGAAGGAUGAGAGGUGAUUCAAGAGCUGCAUUGUUAGGUAGAAGUGGAGUGGACGAUACGAUCUUGGAGAGUAGUACGAGUCCAAGUUGGAAAAGAGAUUAUACCAGAUCGAGAGGAGAUAGUGGAGUUUCUUUGUUGUCUCGACCUACGUCCGAUGAUUUGGGAGAUGCCUUGGUCAGUUGGAAGAAGAAUUACGCCAAUGGAGGAGCAGGAGCCAGAGGGAGAGGUGAUUCCGGGGCGGCUUUGCUUGGUAGACCCACUUCGACUGAUCUGGAUAUGAAUAGGAAUAGCCUGGUGGAGGAGAGGCGAAAGUCCGAGGAUAGUAAAGGGGAGGAAGUGUUGAAGGAUGAUUUAUAG
This is a messenger RNA of Kwoniella mangroviensis CBS 8507, 1956 nucleotides long. RefSeq lists its product as uncharacterized. Bases 1 to 1956 code for a protein of 651 amino acids. The record is from RefSeq and is a predicted model, not a curated record. The transcript is spliced from 6 exons. NCBI's taxonomy places the organism in Eukaryota, Fungi, Basidiomycota, Tremellomycetes, Tremellales, Cryptococcaceae.